GUCAGUGCGUGUAUUCGAAUGAUAUCCGCCGCCAUGGCGCCAUUGCUGUUGCGACAUAUGUAGCGUGACAAGUCAUGUCAUUUUUGUUCUUGAUAUAUGAAAAACUCCAAUGGCAGAUUCUUUUUUCGGGUUCGAUACUUCGUUUCCGAACCUAAAUGACGAUGAAGGUGGUGGGGGGCCUUCAGAGGAUGAGUAUGAUGCACUCAACGAUGAGACCUUUGGACAGGAUUCGGACGAGCUGGACUGGGAGGUGGAGCAUGAGCAGCUGGCGGAGCAGCUGGAGAGCAGCCGGCGACACCACACUCACAUAGACGAUGACAACCUGCAGCUCGAGGCAUCCCUGUCCAAGUUGGUGCUGGACGAGCCGGAGCCGGUGCGCCUCUCCCUGGGCUCCUCCGUGUGGCGGCACGACCUUUCCUUCCCCACACCCGCGGCUGCCACACCUGUGCCACCGCUCAAAAAUGUGUGCACGGUGGAGGAGCUGGAGAGACAGCUCCGACAGGGCCAAGUGCAUCAGCAGCUGCAGCCCCAGCAGCAGCAGCAGGCAGCUUUCCCAGGACAGAACUACUAUCAGCAAAGAUUUCCAACCAUGAUUCUACAAAGACCUCCAGGACUCCAGGCGCCGGUCCCUCUGCCCUUUGCGCCGCAGCAGCCCAUAGGACACAACAACAGUCAGAUGAGCGCGCCCCUAAACAACAUAGUCGGACAAUCCGGACAAAUGAACCAAAUGACUCAAGGAAAUCAAGCAAUGCAAAACCAUAUCAUGCAGAAUGUCAACUCAUUGGGUCAAAAUAUGGGUCAGAUGACACAGAAUGCCAAUCACUUGAAUCAAAUCAAUCAAAUGACACAAAACAACCCGUUCAUGCAGAACAAUCAAGUGAACCCUCAGUUUCAGAAUAACCAAAUGGGACAGACUAUGAUGAAUCAAAUGCAACACAAUAUGCAGAAUGUUCAUCAGAUGAGCCAAUCCAACCAUAUGCUACAAAACCAGAUGGGACAGAAUAUGAGCCAAAUGGAUCAGACUAUGGCGCAGAUGAGCCAAAGCAUGAACCAGAUGUUGUCUAACGGCAGCCAGUACGGCCCGGGAAUGAAUCAGUUCUCUCACAUGCUGGGCCAGUCCCGGAUCCCGCCGCCUCCGGGGAUGGGAAUGCAGCGACAAAAUUUUACUCCAAGUAUGAACCAAUUUAAUCCUAAUUUUCGUGGCCCGAUGUCAACUAAUAAAGCAACAGAACAACAAACACAAAUAAAUCAGAAUAUGAUGAUAAACCAACAUCUAAAUAAUCAACCUCUGAUAAAUCAGAAUAUUGUCAAACCUGUAAUGAACUCCCAGCAGAUGACACAACAAAAUCCACAGCAACUGGCCAAUCAGCAAAUCACUGCGCAGCAUAAAAACUCCCAGCAAAUCAACUCCCAGCAAAUGAACUCGCAGCAAAUGAACUUGCAGCAAAUCAACCCCCAGCAAAUGAAUCUACAGCAAAUGAACCCCCAGCAAAUGAACCUACAGCAAAUGAACACCCAGCAAAUGAACCUACAGCAAAUGAACUCACAGCAAAUGAACCCACAGCAACUGAACCCACAGCAAAUGAACCCACAGCAAAUGAACCCACAGCAAAUGAACCCACAGCAAAUGAACCCACAGCAAAUGAACCCACAGCAAAUGAACCCACAGCAAAUGAACCCACAGCAACUGAACCCACAGCAACUGAACCCACAGCAAAUGAACCCACAGCAAAUGAACCCACAGCAAAUGAACCCACAGCAAAUUAACCCACAGCAAAUGAACUCGCAACAAAUGAACCCACAGCAAAUGAACUCGCAACAAAUCAACUCACAACAAUCAAACUCACAGCCUAUGAAUUUACAAAUGAAUCCUCAACAGACCAACAUAAAGCAAACAAAUCAGCAAAUAAACUCAAAAGCAGCGAACACGCAGCAAAUGAACGUGCAACACAUCUCGCCGCAGAACAAAGGCAACCAAGCUGCUCUCAAAGCUGUCGCCAACCAGAGGAAUGAGAAAGUGCAGAAGAGCAGAGUGUACAACAACACAAACACUAAGAUGAUGACGUCACAGAACCUGGCCAAGUUCCUCAUACAGUCGACGUACCCCGUGCUGCCGUACACCAGCUUCCACAACGCCAGCCAUCACCCCAUGCUGAACCGGGGGGCCGUCUUCACCAACAGCCAGCUCAUCAACAACCACCCCAUGUUCAACAAUCAACGCUCCAAUGGCACAUUUAAUCAUAUCAACAGGCACAUGAUGAACGGAGACGACAACGAUGUUGGUGGUGCGGGUGGUGCGGGGGGCGAGGUGGACGAGUACGCGGGCCUGAUGACGGCGCGCGAGAAGCAGUGGCUCAUCAACAUACAGAUGCUGCAGCUCAACACCGGCACCCCAUACAUACACGACUUCUAUUACACCGUAUUCCUCGAGCGGCAAUCGAAUAAAGAGAAGGAGGGCAUCAAAGAAGCACACAAAGCUAACCAGCAAAAUCAUCCCUUCUACAGCGGAGGGGUGAAGCAGGAGGCGGGGCGGGAGCGGCACAACUCGCACCGGCACAACUCCAGCAGCGAGGAGGCGGCGCCCCGACAGUACGUGCCCACGCAGUUCGAGAACUCGCUCGGCAAGCUGCAGUGCGGCAGCGUGACGGCGCCGCGCAAGAUAAUCGACGUGGAGGUGGUGUCUGCCGAGCCCGCCUCCGGCCGCACCUCGCGCGCCCCCAGCGUCGCCAGCACCACCAACCCCGCCGAGGUGCCGCGCGAGGUGCGCCGCACGAAGCAGGUGCUGCUGGACAUCGAGGCGCUGUACGUGACGCUGCUGCGCCUCGAGGAGCUCAACGACCCCCUCGCCAUCGCCAACGCGCUCAUUCUCAAGGAAAGAGAAGAGAAGCAGAAGCAGCUGGAAGCGGCGCAGAAGGAGGCGAUGGAGAACGAGGCGGAGGACGAGUCCAACCUGUUCCUCAAGAACAUAGAGUCGGUGCAGAGGAGGCCCAAGCAGGACAGCCCCAAGAGUGAGAGCAUAGACAAGAGACAGGUGGUGAACCUGGCGGUGAGCCAGAAGCCGCCGCCGGUGAAGAACCUGCUGGACGAGGACCGCGAGGAGCUGCUGGGGCGCAUGUUCGCCGCGCUGCUGCACGCCGACCGCCUGCCGCAGAUACUGGCCGUGCGCAAGGGCAGGGCGCUGGUGGCGCGGUUCGCGAGCCGCGCGCCCGUCGGGCACGUGCGCAUGCGCGCGCUGUGGUCGCGCGUGCUGCGCGCUCUGCCGCACGCCGCGCGACGCGACGACGGCGGUCUGGCCGCGCUCGCCCCGCACUACCGCAGGUACAUCCAGAACACGACCGCCUGGUCGCCGGUGCUGGAGUCGUGCGCCAUCCUGGCGGAGACCAUCGACCCCGCGCGCACCCCGCACGCCCUCACCACGCCCUUGACGCUGAGCUGCGUGUGCGCGAUGCUGGAGAAGGCGGCCACGCUGGUGAACACCCCGGAGGCGACGUCCAGCGAGCGCCAGUGGUACAAGUUCCUGAAGAGCCUCGCGCGCGCCCUCAAGAACACCGGCCUGGCGGUGGCGCGGCCCCUGCAGCCGCUGCCCGACUCCAAGGUCCUGCUUCACCUGAAGCAGCUCGACUCCAGGAGCACCAUCGAGAUCCUGCAACGGGGCAGAACCACCGCCGAGUUCGCGGACCUCACCAAGGCGGACGUGUCGGAGCAGCUCGUGAAGCAUCUCUGCUGAUACAAACAUGACAGUCAUGUCAACAGACACAGAGAGAGAGAGAGAGAGAGAGGCCUACAUUAUUUGGACGACAGUAAUUAUUUUGCAUAGUAAAUGAUGACGGUUUAGUUUAGUGAAAAGUUACGAUUUACUUUUGCCAACGUUCUCGAUGAAUGUGUUUACUCCUACACGGUAACAGUGCGGCGAGAUGGCGGGCCGGGGGCAAACAUUAACUUAAUCUUUUUAUAAUAAUUGUGUACAUUCACAUCUUUUAUUUUAAUAUUUAACUUAAUUUUGUUGCUUUUUAACAUAACAUUUGAUUUACAUUACUUUUAAUUUAUAAGUGACAUUUGGUGGACGAAAAUAUUUUAGUAAAUUGUGAGUUUGUAAAAAAGGGUUUUAAUCAAUGCAAAAUGUUGACAAAUUGUCAUUCUAAUAUUAUUUAUGAACAGAAUGACAAAAUGACAAAAUGGUCGCGUUUCAUCAUUUUACGUUGUUUAUAAAAAAUGGAACAAGAAACAUUUAUUUAAAUAACUACAUUGUAAAUAUUAAGAUCGGAGAGAAAUCGUUAAUGCUUUUAUAUUCAGAUAUUUGUGAGAUGAGGCAGAGGACGGCAGAGGACGGCAGAGGAAGGCAGAGGAAGGCAAACCAUUGGAUUUUAUAUAUGGAUGAAAAUAUGUUUACAAUCCAUUUAAAUUCGUGGGGACAUUUUUUUUAUAUAAAAGUUGUGGAUUGAUUUUUGAAAGUUUAAAAAUGUAAAGUUUAGAAAGAGUGCGAUCAGAGAGAGCGAUAGUCUUUGUGUCAGUCAGUUCUUCAGGGCAAAUGUGAUAAACAAUGGAAAAAUCAAUCCACAAGCGAGAUGAGACGAGACGAGAUGAGACGAGACGAGACGAGACGAGACGAGACGCAACAAAACCACAUUUCGACAUUUGUUUCAGGUUAAUGUGUUUUUGGGAUAAGAUGAAAUUGUUUGUCCGUGUCGUUGUGUUGUGUUGUGUUGUGAGUUAGCUUUCAUCAUCAUUUGUAAAUGUUACUUACACAAAUUGUACUGUACAGUAACUUGUUGUUGUUGUUGUUGAUGUUGUUGUUGCGUUGUGUUCUCACAACCUCUUGUGUCUAUUGUAUUGUGUGGGGGGGAGGGGAGAGGGGAGGGACAUAUAUAAAUGAAAUGUAAGAAAUGACCGAUGGGUUCGCGAUUUGGGACAGAUGUCGUGACAAUUAUAUUUUGAAGCGUAUUUGGAAAUGUUUAUUUACACUUGUAAAUCUGUUUUAAAGGAAUCAACAAAUUAUUUUAUAUAGUAUCGUGUAAGGGAAGCUUGAAUAGAGUUUAUGUGGGUCCGAGGCGGGCCGCGUGUAAUGUCUUCAUUUGUGUAAAUAAUGUUUGCGAAAGUGUAAUUAGGUACAGGUAGUGCACGGACAGAGAGGAGGACCAGAGUGUGUACAACAAACGGCACACUGCGAUUGUGUAAAUAAAAGGGCGGGUUGUUGCGCUUCAUUAAACCGUAAGCAUAUCUUAUUUUGUUAUUACAACCUUUUUUAUUUUGUAAAUUAAUCUAUUCAUAUCCAGCUCAUGUAAUGGAAGGAAAUAUAAAGUUUUUUUUACUACCUAUUAGUAGUUUUUAGUUUUUUUUUUAAUCAG
Messenger RNA from Papilio xuthus (Asian swallowtail), 5345 nucleotides. RefSeq lists its product as uncharacterized. The record is from RefSeq and is a predicted model, not a curated record. Gene Ontology annotation, cellular component: P-body. The transcript has 17 exons. Bases 110 to 3727 code for a protein of 1205 amino acids. Gene Ontology annotation, biological process: P-body assembly; deadenylation-dependent decapping of nuclear-transcribed mRNA. Gene Ontology annotation, molecular function: RNA binding. Lineage: Eukaryota; Metazoa; Arthropoda; Insecta; Lepidoptera; Papilionidae.